AUAAUGUCAAGUGCGAAUACUAUGAGUUGUCUUUGGAAAGAAUCUAAAGAAGCUAAACCAUAUGUGAUGAGUAUUCCUAUUCCUACAGUUGAAGAAGGUCAAUUAUUAAUAAGAAUGGAUUAUGCACCAAUUAAUCCAUCAGACAUAAAAUUUCUACUAGGAUAAUCUUCAUCGAAUAAAUAAUUUCCUUGUGUUCCAGGAUUUGAAGGUUCUGGUACUGUUGUACUUACAGGUGGAGGAAUGGCUAGUUGGGGAAUGGCUGGAAAAAGAGUAGCAUUCUAUACAAAUCACGAAUAUGGAACAUAUGGAGAAUAUUGUAUUACAGAUACGAAUUUGUGUAUAGAGUUAGAUAAUGAUAUUUAAUCAAAUGAAGCUGCUUGUUCAUUUAUCAAUCCAUUAUCUGCUAUUGGUAUGUUAGAUAUUUGCAAGAAAAACAAUGUAAAAGCAGUCAUUAAUAAUCCAGGAGCUUCAUAGUUAGGAAAAAUGAUGAAUCGUCUCUUUAAAGAAAGAAAUAUUAAAGUUAUUAAUAUUGUUAGGAGAGAAGAAUAAGUUUAUGAAUUAAAAUAUGAAUGUGGAGCAGAAUUGAUAAUCAAUCAAAAUGAUCCUGAUUUCCUUAAAUAAUUAAAAAUUAUGUGUGAAGCUACUUAGGCUUCAAUUUAUUUUGAUGCUGUUGGUGGAUAAUAAAGUGGAAAUAUUUUAAAUAUUAUGCCAAAAGGAUCCAUUUUAAUGAUGUAUGGAACUCUUGAUAGUUGGUAAAUUGGAGGUAUUCAAGCUAAUGAUUUAUUAAGAGAUAAAAAAUCUAUUUAAGGGUAUUAUUAAUAUAUUCAUAUUAGAUUCUUUUUAAAUGUUUGGUUAAAAGAAUAAAACAAAUUAGAAUUAAUUAUGAUCUUAAAAAAACUCAAAAAUUUAAUUAAGUCUACCUUAAAAACUAAAAUUGCUAAAGAAGUAAUAUAAUUAAUUAUAAUAUUAGUUUCCAUUAGAUUAAUUUUAAUAAGCUGUUGAUUAUUAUAAAACACAUAUGACUGAAGGAAAAACUUUAAUUUGUUUGAAAAAAACUAUAUAAUCCAAAGAAGAAAAACAAACUUAAAAAUAAAUAUAAUCAUCAAACGGAUAAUAAUAAUAAUAAUAAUAAUAAUAAUCAACUGAAUAAUAAUAAUAAUCAAAUGAAUAGUAAUAAUAAUCAAAUGAAUAGUAAUAAUAAUUAAAUGAAUAAAAGUAAUAAUUAAAUGAAUAGUAAUAAUAAUAAAAUGAAUAGUAAUAUUAAUAAUAAAAUGAAUAAUAGAAAUAAUAAAAUGAAUAAGAAAAUUUAGAAGUACAAAGAUUAGAAUAAAAUGAAGAGUAACAUUAAGAAGAAUAAUAAUAAUAGAAAUCUAAUGAAGAUUAAGUAUUUUAAGAAGAUGAUGAGGAUUCUAAUUCAGGAUUUGGAGAAGGACUAAAUGAUUAAUUGUCAGACUGA
Molecule: messenger RNA, 1456 nt
Organism: Paramecium sonneborni
Lineage: Eukaryota; Ciliophora; Oligohymenophorea; Peniculida; Parameciidae
Source: the annotation of a GenBank genome assembly